This is a messenger RNA of Pogona vitticeps (central bearded dragon), 1640 nucleotides long. The record is from RefSeq and is a predicted model, not a curated record. NCBI's taxonomy places the organism in Eukaryota, Metazoa, Chordata, Lepidosauria, Squamata, Agamidae.
GACAUUAUCAAACGGAUGUGUAAAAGCUACGAUGAGCUGGAGCUGGUGACAUCUUCCCAAGGCAUCGCCAACAGUGACAAGAUUGCAUCUUUGAUGGGCAUCCAUGGAGGUCACGCCAUUGACAGCAGUCUUGCCACCCUGAGGAUGUUUUACGACCUAGGGGUUCGGUAUUUGACCCUGACACCUUUCUGCAACACUCCCUGGGCAGAAGCAGCUUCACCAAAGUACGGUAAUUUUUAUACCGACGUUCAUGGAUUAAGUGACUUCGGUGAAGAAGUGGUGAAGGAGAUGAAUCGCCUGGGGAUGAUAAUAGACUUAUCUCAUGCCUCUGAAGCCACUGCAAGGGCGGUUCUGAGGAUCUCCAAAGCACCGGUCAUAUUCAGCCAUUCCGCUGCCUUCUCCGUCUGCAACCAUCCAAAGAACAUCCCUGAUUCUAUUUUGCAACUCUUGAAACAAAACAAUGGGAUUAUAAUGCUGUCAUUCGAUGUCAAAUUCCUGGCUUGCAGCGGUCCUUCCGUUACGGUGUCUAAUGUGGCUGAUCAUUUUGACCACAUCCAGAACACAAUCGGUCCAGAACACUUAGGAAUCGCAGGCAACUAUGACGGCUUCAACAUACACCCAGUGGGACUGGAGGAUGUUUCCAAAUAUCCCGUUUUGAUUGCAGAGCUGCUGAAGAGAGGGUGGAGUGAGGAAGUACUGAAGGAUGUCUUGAGAGAGAACUUUCUUCGUGUUUUCCGUGAAGUGGAAAAAGUGCGGGAUGAGAGCCUUUCCAUUAAAGCAAAUGAAGAGACGAUCUCCCCAGAGUUGGUGAAGCAUCCAUGUCGCCAGGAGCUGAAGCCUCCUCCUCGAGCUACCAUUUUGUAUUGAGGUCAACGCUGGGACAACCAAGCCAAUGGUUGUUUCCACUGUUGUUGGGUACCCACAGAAACCCCAUCGGACCAAGAGAAUGAAUAAAUUUAUUUGAUUGCCAGAAUAAAUUUAGCAGCCUUAGAGGUGAUUGGGUAUGGCUUCUGAGUCCACUGGUGAUGGUGGUGGGGCUUCAAGGAUGGGCCAUUGGAUAAAGGCCCUGAAAAUUUCCUAAAAAUUUGGAGCAACAUGAGAUAUACAACGAUUAUAAAACCACUGAAUCUUAUCAAAGGUCACUCCAUGAAAAGACAGGAGCUUUGAAACUUGUCUUAAACAUUAAAACAUGUAUCAUCCUCCAGCCCACAUAGUUAGUAGCCCAACGGCUACAGGAUUUUGGAUUAUGUAGUCCAAAAAAGUCAAGUUUCCUGUGUCUGAAGAAGGACAGUGGCAAAUCAUCUCCCACAGAAGUCUGCUCAUCUGUGUGUCUGCCAUUUUAGCUCUGUGGGAACAUCUGUUGGCCUCACACCAGAGGCAGCUCAUGGAUCAAGGCAGAGGGGAGGUUUAACUCAAAAAUUUGAGGAGCAGUGCUCCCUAUCCAGUCACAACCUGCUUAGCCCUCUCACUGCUUUCAUGCAAGGCAACAAUAGGGAGCUGGAGCAAAAAGCCUGAGAAAUCAUUCUGUGCCACUUUUGCCACACAAAAACAAAAAGUGAAUAUUCAUCAAAGCAAUACUGCUUGCCCUCUCAUGAGACAGCGUGAGUUGUUGGCCUCAGGCAGCUGAUUCGGGUCAUUCG